This is a messenger RNA of Funneliformis geosporum, 1497 nucleotides long. NCBI's taxonomy places the organism in Eukaryota, Fungi, Glomeromycota, Glomeromycetes, Glomerales, Glomeraceae. The record is from the annotation of a GenBank genome assembly.
AUGAAUAGUUAUAUGGAAAGUCGACCGGUAGUGAACCCGAAAGCUAUUGAAUACAGUUCAAUUAGAAUGAGCACGAGAAAAAGGAUAAAACUUAAUAAACAAAAAGAGGCUGAAGAAGUUGAAUUGCUUAGUAAUACUUAUCCUAUUGAAUCAGUAUCAUCUACAGAUUCAAAUAGUGAUUAUCAUUCAGAUAAAGCUUCUUCCACAAAUGAUACGACUCUUUUACAGUCACAACGACAACAAAUUCCUGCGCUUCAGGAGCAACAACAAAUACAUACACAAAAAAAUUCGAAAAUAGCUCAACAAAGUUCUCCCCGGCGAACACGUAGUUCUUUAAGGAAAAGGCAAAUACCUGAAAUAAUCGAACAAAGGAUAAGAAAAGCUGGUGGACGUGUACCAUUUUCAAUAUCAGAUGAACAUGAAUUAUAUGAAUUCUUACUUAAUCAAUCGAAAUAUUUACGUGGUAACAAAAUUUAUGAACAAUUUGCCAAACAAAAUCCUCGUCAUACUGCCCAAUCUUGGCGGGAUCAUGCUUUAGAAAAGUAUGUUGAUAAACCUCAUUUUGUUAAAGAAUGGGAAAAAAGAUGGUUUCCUAAUAAAAAAAAAUUGGUUGAAAAUGAUUCCACCUCUAUCAUUACAAAUGAUGAAGUUCAAGUUGUUAUAAUUAACCGGGAAAGAGAAAAUUACAAUAAAGAUUCAUCUAAUGAUAUCCUCGAUUUGGAAGUUGAUGAUGCUGCAGCUGAAGCUUUGAUAUUGAGACCUUGCAUUCUUCAAGAAAAUGAAUCAACGUCAUCUAUAGAUUCAAAUAUUGAUUAUGUUUCAGAAGCUUUUUCCACAAAUGAUACGACUCAUUUAAAGUCACAACGACAACAAAUUCCUGCGCUUCAGGUUCAACAAAUACAUACACAAAUACCUCAACAACCACCACUAAGGCAAAGGCAAACACCUGAAAUAAUCGAACAAAGGAAAGCUGGUGGACGUGUACCAUUUUCAAUAUCAGAUGAACAUGAAUUAUAUGAAUUUUUACUUAAUCAAUCGAAAUAUUUACGUGGUAACAAAAUUUAUGAACAAUUUGCCAAACAAAAUCCUCGUCAUACUGCCCAAUCUUGGCGGGAUCAUGCUUUAAAAAAGUAUGUUGAUAGACCUCGUUUUGUAAAAGAAUGGGAGAAAAGAUGGUUACCUAAUAAAAAAAAAUUGGUUGAAAAUGAUUCCACCACUAUCAUUACAAAUGAUGAAGUUCAAGUUGUUAUAAUUAACAAUGAAAGAAAAAAUUAUAAUAAAGAUUCAUCUGAUGAUAGCCUCGAUUUGGAAGUUGAUGAUGCCGCUGCAGCCCGGAUAUUGGGUCAACCUAUGGUACAAGAAAUUAAUAAGGAAGAAGACAACAAAGAUAAUGAAAAGGAACUAUUUGAUAUCAAUUAUGAUUUGGAUUCUGAUGAUGCUGCCACAGAAGCUUUAAUAUCGGUCCAGUCUGGUCCAAAGACCGCGAACCGGUUUUAA